CUGAGGAAAGGAAGUUGCAGUGAACUGAAGAAAACUGUAAAAUGCAGAGAGGUGGAUCUGCAGCAGUGGAUAUGGGAGCUCUGUAGUUAUUUCUCACAGUUGCUCAGAGCUGCUCCUACACUAAUCUCCUGCAUGUCUUACUGUUUACCUGCUUUAUCACAGCUGCUUCAUCAGUGCUUUACAGCAAGGGCUCAAGGAGCACACUGACUUAUGUGAUGAGGGUGUGUGUGGAGCUGUGUGCAGUAGAGCGAGGUGUGUGUGUGGGUCUCCAGGUGAAGAAGCUUCUGCGUUCAACUGGAUGCUGUUCUGACCUGCAGCAGAUCGGAGUCCAGCUCACCAGAUUUAACCUGCUGAACGCUGAGGAGGACACACAGGACCCGGUGCAAGAGUGGGGUGAGGAGGUGGAGGAUGGCGUCGUGUACGGAGUGACCCUUCAUCGCAUAUGUGACCCUGCUGAUCUUACUGACCCCGCCCACUCAUCCGAGUCCCGCCACCGUGGCUGCAUGCAGUACCGGACGCUGAAGGUCCGGCGGCUCAAAGCGGCCACCCUGCAGAGGCUGGUCAGCGAGCUGGUCAAACCGGAGUGUGAUGAGCUGGACUAUGCCCGAAUCUUCCUGUCCACCUACAGAGCGUUCACCUGCACCUCCACGCUCAUACAGCUGCUCUUUCAGAGGGAAGACAUGAUCAGUAACCUGGACAGCAGUGUGUGUAUAAGAAGUUCUCUACCUCCGUUGGUGCGGUUGUGGUUGGAUGAGUUCUGGGAGGACUUUAGAGACUCUCCUCAGCAUCAGGCUCUCCGGGUGCUGUGUGUCCACCUGCAUCACCGGCUCUGUUUCAGACGCUUGGCACGGCAAGCCGAGGCCCUGCUGCACUCGCUACAGGAGGAAGAUAAACGAGCUGAGAUCAAGAGGUCAGAGCUCAGCAGUGCUGCUGCAGUGGACAGGCCCUGUGAAGAGAAGUUACUUGGGCCGGACCGAGUGGAGACGGGGAGUUUACUGGGCUUUUCUGCGCGGGACAUUGCGGAGCAGCUCACACAGCUGGACGCUGAUCUGUUUGUGCGCGUGGUUCCCUUCCACUGUCUAGGCUGCGUUUGGUCUCAGAGGGAUAAGAAGGAGAACCAGAGCUUGGCUCCGACGGUCCGUGCCACCAUCACCCAGUUUAAUGCGGUCACCAACUGGGUCAUCACCUCACUGCUGUGUCCAAACUCCACCUCCGCACCCACCUCUCCAAGCACACCCCGCUCACCCAAGUCACCCCGUUCCCCCAAAUCACCUCGUCCACCCAGAUCACCCCGGUCACCUCAGAUGUGCCGUUCGGCCCAGUGCCCGCUCACCAGCCCCGUACAGCGGGCGCGCGUUAUAGAGAAAUGGAUCUCCGUGGCACAGGAGUGCCAUCAGUUGAGGAAUUUCUCGUCUCUCAGAGCGAUCCUCUCUGCUCUGCAGUCUAAUGCCAUCUACCGCCUCAAAAAGACCUGGGCUGUGGUCAGCAGAGAAAGUGUGGCCACCUUUCAGCAACUGUGUGAGAGCUUCCUUGAUGAAAACUGUGUCCUGACAGCCAGAGAGAUCCUGGAGGAGGACGGGGCCCAGCCAAGUGAAGCCGACUCAUCCUCGGCCCCCAGAUCCCCCAAACUGAGCCCCUCCUCCAGACACAUGAGCUGCAGUAGUGGGGAAGUUCCUUACCUGGGCACAUACCUGACUGUUCUGACCAUGCUGGACACUGCACUGCCUGACACUGUGGAGGGAGGCCUGAUCAACUUUGAGAAAAGGAGAAGAGAGUUCGAGAUUUUGUCUCAGAUUCGGGUGCUACAGGCGUCCUGCUCUCUUUACUCGUUCCCCUCUCACCCCGCUGUCUGUUCCUGGCUCUACAGCUGCACUCCCCUCUCUGACCAGCAGAGUUAUGAUUUGUCCCGAGCGUUGGAGCCUCCGGUGGAUCCGUGUCCUAAUUCUCCAAGCUUUUGGAGCCAGCGCCUCCUCAGCAAGAAAAUCAGCUCGUUGUUGAGCAGUGAGAAAGCUCAUGCAGAUCAGAUCAGCGUGUCGUCCUCCGGCUCCAGCAGCUCCGAGAUGGACGACCUGCUCCCCCUUCGACACAAACCACAGUCUGGAUCCCUCCAGAACAUUUCCACAGACUCCGCCAUCUCCUCUGCCUCGUCCUCCCCCCAGCCGGACCACUGUGCUCUCAGCUCAGACAGUGCAUCUCCUACUCCGUGUUCAUCACCAUCGCCAUCUUCCUCCUCCUCCUCCUGCACCGCCCUCUCCCAUUCUGUGUUUAAUAAGGAGGUCGGCGACUCCUGCGUAAUCAGGGUCAGCAUGGAGCUGGACAUCGGCAAUGUCUACAAAAGCAUCCUGAUAACCAGUCAGGAUAAGACGAGUCAGGUGGUGCAGAGAGCGCUCGCCAAGCACAACCUGGAGAACAUGAGCUGCAGCGACUUCAGCCUCGUGCAGAUACUGGCGCACGACAAAGAGCUGCUGCUGCCAGACAAAGCAAAUGUUUUCUAUGCCAUGUGUCCCUCUGAGAGCUACGACUUUGUGCUCCGUCAGCGCUGGAAGAGUCACGCUAAAGCACCAGUAUCCUGCUCCAGUCCGGCAGCCGUGCCGCGAGGACGCCUUGCCAAAUGACUGCACCACCUCUAGUGCGGAGGACUUGCUACAGAUGAGGAUAUAAAUCUGUCCACUACAGCGCACCCAAUCCUGUAGGCCUUCAGUGCGACCAUCACUAAGCUAUUAGGGAAAAACCAGUGUCUGUGCUACCCUGUGGUGUGGAGGACUCACUACCGCCAGGACCAUCGUUCUCUCCAGGACUAAGCUAUUAGGAAAACAGUAAUGGUGUUUUGAACAGUAAUGUCUACAAAUCAGUGCCUCAUUUAUGGAUGCCUUGUUUUAUAAUUAAGUGUAAAUAUGAAGAAAGUGCUUUACAGAGUAGCUGCAGGAAUUAUCUCAGCUUAUAGUUCCCUCUGUAAUUAAGAAAGAGGAAAAACAGGAGGAGAAAGUCUAAUAUUUAAACUUAAAUAACUUAUAUAAAGUAUCUCUAACACCGUUUCCUGAAGGAUGUAUAGAUGAACCUUGCCAAGUUUUAUUGGCUUUAGGCUGAAAAUGUUUUAAUGAUUUUAUCAGUGUUGCCAAUAUGUAUGUAUGUAUGUAUGUAUGUAUGUAUGUAUGUAUGGCAAUAAUUCUUAAUAAUAACACAGAGCUAAUAUAUGAAUCUUAUAAAUGAAGGUUAGAGCAUU
This is a messenger RNA of Pygocentrus nattereri (red-bellied piranha), 3223 nucleotides long. RefSeq names its product ral guanine nucleotide dissociation stimulator-like 3a (gene rgl3a). Lineage: Eukaryota; Metazoa; Chordata; Actinopteri; Characiformes; Serrasalmidae. The transcript is spliced from 18 exons. Gene Ontology annotation, biological process: Ras protein signal transduction; positive regulation of GTPase activity. Gene Ontology annotation, cellular component: plasma membrane. Gene Ontology annotation, molecular function: guanyl-nucleotide exchange factor activity. The coding region runs from base 216 to 2615 and encodes 799 amino acids. The record is from RefSeq and is a predicted model, not a curated record.